This is a messenger RNA of Aspergillus steynii IBT 23096, 1683 nucleotides long. RefSeq names its product TPR domain protein. The transcript has a single exon. The record is from RefSeq and is a predicted model, not a curated record. Gene Ontology annotation, biological process: protein quality control for misfolded or incompletely synthesized proteins. Gene Ontology annotation, molecular function: misfolded protein binding. Gene Ontology annotation, cellular component: i-AAA complex. Lineage: Eukaryota; Fungi; Ascomycota; Eurotiomycetes; Eurotiales; Aspergillaceae. Bases 130 to 1599 code for a protein of 489 amino acids.
CCUUACCUACACUGUCCUGACCUGGAAAUACCCACCACUUUCACCUCUCCCUGAACCCGUGUAUCCAUCAAUCCAACACCGAAACCCGUCCAUGCCAACCCUCACUUAAUCACCCGCACGCAAGCCAACAUGUUCACCGCAACCUCGCGGCGCGCCUGCGCCCUCACCCCGAAGACCCGAUUCCUCCAACACAACCAACCCGCCACGCGGCGCACAAUAUCACACAUCCACCCACGAACGCGCCCCAAUGGACUCGCCUCUCGCUCCCGCCUCCCCACUCUCCCCCUCGGAGCUAGUCAGCAACAAACCCGCUCCCUCUCGUUCAUGCAACGCAUGAAACUCGGCUUCCGCGAAGCCUCGAAAGGCAUCUGGCGCAAGAACCCGGUACUGCUCCCUCUCGCGCUCUUCUCCACGGCCGGCGCCACCCUCCUGUUCACAUACAUCGCCUACGUCGAGUACACGAGCGUAGGGCCGCAGUUCCACAAGUUCCCGCCGCCCGUGGUGCGGUCGCUGCGCACGGCGGUGUACUAUACCGAGGUGGAUCUGAAUCCGCCGAAGGCGCUGAAGGCGUACAAGGAUGCGUUGCAUAUUGCGGUGGAGAUGGGGAUGCAUCCGUUCUCGGACGAGGUGUUGGGGAUUAAGUUGCAGGUGGCGAUGAUGUUGGAGAAGGCGGGGUUGGCGAAGCCGGCGGUGGAUGUGCUGGAGAGGACGAAGAGGGAGGUGUUGGCGUGGAUUGAGGAGGGGAGGAAGAAGGAGGCAGAGGAGGUGAAGAUGAAGACGGAGGCGGAGAAGAAGGGGCAGGGGAAGAAGGAUGAUGCUGCUGCGACGGUGGAUGCGACGGUGACGGAUCCGGAGAUUCUGGAGGAGCAGCGCAGGAUUCAGGAGCUGGAGGCGUACGAGCACACGCAGCGCGAUAAGGCGCUGAAGAAGGCCGUCGGGAUUGAGAUGAAGCUAGCGGAGCUGUACUCGAGCGAUUACAUCCAGGACGAUGCCAAGGGGGAGGCGGCGCAGGUGGCUGCGGUGGAGCUGUGCUUGGAGGAGAUGAGACGACGACAGAGCCUGGGGAUGCCGGUUGGAGGUGGAACGGAGAACAACGACGCCUGGUUGAAUCUGACGGAGAUCGCUACGGCGCUGUCGGAUCUCGCGUCGCGAUACACCGAGCAGGAGAAGCAUGAGCUCGCCAUGCCGCUGUAUCUGCGCGCUCUGGACCUCCUCCGCGUCGACGAGGGCAAGCAGCCGACGUGCAAGCAGGUCGUGCUGCUCAACGAUGUCGCCAGCGCUAUGGCCGGACAGGCGCAGAAGCCUAUCCGGGCGGCCGACCCCAGCGCGGCGCGCAAUCAGAUCAUCGACGCGGCGAAGCAGUGGGCUCAGAAGUCUAUCGAUGUCGCUGCGAGAAUCCAGCCCCCUGUCCGUGACCAGGACUGCGAUGUGUCCUGCGUAGCGGCCACCUACAACCUCGGGGAACUGGCGGAACUUCAGAACAAGCCCAAGGAUGCAGAGAAGUUCUACAAGCAGGCUAAGUCCUUAGCUCAGGGCCUUCAGUUCGAAGAGGGCAUCGCAAUGGCUGACGGUGCGCUGGAAAGGGUGACAAAAAAGUGAACAAAAUUUGUUAGGUAUAUCUUUACUCAACUCACAGUGUACAUGUACAAUAUAGAUAUGAUAGAAUGCAACGAAGUACGCAGC